Messenger RNA from Spirometra erinaceieuropaei, 3333 nucleotides. The record is from the annotation of a GenBank genome assembly. Lineage: Eukaryota; Metazoa; Platyhelminthes; Cestoda; Diphyllobothriidea; Diphyllobothriidae.
AUGGUCGAAAGUGGUGUCCCCCAGGGUUCAGUUCUGGGACCCAUUUUGUUCCUUAUCUACGUGGACGAUGCCGCAAGAGAUUUGGACUGUGAAGUAGCAAUGUUUGCGGACGACAUAAAGAUAUGGAGUGUAAUUCGUGGUCCUGCCGAUGAAGACAGACUGCAGAUGAACCUGAAUCGGUUGGAGGAGUGGUCAAACCGUUGGCUCCUGCGGUUCAACGUUGCCAAAUGUAGCAUACUUCGCCUAGGCAAUACAGCCAGAUCCGCCAGAACAAGAGGCUACUUUCUGGGCGGUGCAGCCCUACAAGAGGUCGAAGCCCAAAAGGACCCCGGUGUGCUUACGACGAGUUCCCUAAAACCAUCCGCCCACUGUUCGAGGGUGGCAAAAACCGCAAUGUCCGUACUGUACGCCAUCAAGCGUGCGUUUAUGGACUUUGACGAAGAAGCCUUCUCUAAGACAUUCGGAACAUUCGUCCGGCCGCAUUUAGAGUACGGCAUACAAGCUUGGAGGCCGUGGGGUGUUGUGGAUCAAAACUGCCUCGAAAGAGUCAAGAGGAGAGCCACGAAGAUGGUCAGGGGUCAAAGCUCCUUUCCUUAUGCGACCCGCCUAGUAAAUCUGAACCUCUUUCCUUUGAGUUACAGGCAACUUCGCGGAGAUCUCUUGCAAGCCUUCCGCAUUGUAAAGGGGUUGGAUUGCAGUCUGGCCUUCGAGGACUUUUUUGAAUUUGCUACCACGACCAACCUCCGAGGUCACCCGUUAAAACUGCGCACUCAGCAGGCACGGCUGGAUGUGCGGAAGUUCUCCUUCUCGGUUCGGGUGGUCAAACCGUGGAAUGAGCUUCCCGCAGAUGUUGUGAUGUCACCAUCUAUACAAAGUUUUAAGAAGAAUCUGGACAUAUUUAUGUUCCGAAAUGACCAAGAGCGAUGAGAAGUCGAGCUCACCCCCUGUAACUCCUUCUCAUUUUGUCCCACCAUUAUGGGCGUGUUCGAACUAUUUCAGCCCAGAACAUCUAUCUGUACACCACACAUUUUUUACGUUGCAAAUAGGGUACUCAAAGGCUUACGCCUAUUUCCCUCAAUAAACUGAACUGAACUGGUCUACCUGGACGAUGUCGUCGUACACGGGUCUACGGUCGAGUCCCACCUUGAUAACCUAGAAACCGUCUCUAACCGUCCACAGAUCGUAUGCCUUAAACUGAACCCGGCUAAAUGCUGUAUUCUCAAAAAGUCUGUCCCUUUUUUGGGUCACAUCGUCUCAACUGAAGGAAUUAAGACGGAUUUCGAGAAGACUGAGCAAAUACGCCGUUGGUCGCAACCAACGUCAGUUUCCGCUUUGUGCGUUUUUUUCUGUCUGGCCUCCUAUUAUCGCCGGUUCAUUAAGGAUUUUGCACACAUAGCCGCACCCCUUAAUUUUUUCGCUAGCAAACACAACGCUUGAAACUGGUCCGACAAGUGUGAGCGUUCCUUUGAGGAACUUAAACGGCAGUUGAUCUCCCCUCCCUUAUUGGCCUUCCCCAAAAUAUCCGAGUCAGCCCCACCUUUCAUUUUGGACACUGAUGCUUCAGAUGUAGCCAUUGGGGCAGUCCUGUCUCAACAGCAACCCGAUGGACUGGAACAUCCCCUCAUUUUUGCCAGCAAGACGCUGAGCAAGCCUGAGCGUAAUUAAUCUACCACUCGCAAUUAGCUUCUCACCGUCGUAACCUUUGUCAAGAAACUCCAUCACUAUCUCGCUGACAAACGGUUCAUUUUACGCACCGACCACCAGGCGCUGCGCUGGGUGGAAAACUUCAAGGAUCUGACCGGUCAACUCGAUGGCUGGCUGACCUCUUAGAAUAUUCUUACAAUGUCAUCCGUCGGGCCGGUAAAAAGCACCAGAAUGCCGAUGCCUUAUCUCGUCGAGCACAGACGCCACCACCGGACGCCGCAUACGCCCCAGCAACUGCAAUUACGAUUUUCACUCCCAACCACUCAGGUUGGGCGUCGGCUCAAACUUCAGACCCCUAUAUAUCUCUUAUCUAUGAUCGGUUAUGUCAGGGUGCUCCAAAACCGUCAAGCGAAGAAAUGAAGGACUCCAGUUGGGAAGCUCGCUGCAUUUGGUCAUCGUGGAACGGCCUUCGCCUCUGUGACGGCCUGCUCUUUCUUCAAUAUUCUCCCCCCGACCCCCGUCGUCUGGUUUUGCCGCAUGAUGCGAUCCAUCCCACACUUUCCCGUCCUUAUGCUGAUCUGGGACACGCUGGUCAAGCUUGUACCGACACCGACGCACGUCAGCGUUUCUGGUGCCCGAAUCAACGACGGAUCAUUCAGGACAUUUGUAACACGUGCCCUGUAUGUGCCGAAAUCAAAAAUCCCAACCCUACACAACGCGCGCCACUGCAGCCCAUUCAGGCGGGUUACCCGAAUGAAAUUGUCGGUGUCGAUCUGACGGGUCCUAUGCCUCCUUCCCCCCCCCCGCGGAAAUUGUCAUAUUUUAGUUUUAAUGGACUUUUUGACUAAGUGGCGUGAAGCGGUACCGCUUCCAAAAGCCGACGCCAUCAAUGUCGCUAAGGCCAUCUUUAGCGAGUGAAUCUGCCGCCGUGGGGUGCCCGAGCAGCUCCAUUCAGACCAGGGUGCUCAGUUCGAGUUCCGGCUUAUGGGAGAACUCUGCAAACUUCUUCGUAUUCGUAAAUCUCUUUCUACCCCGUGGCACCCUCAAGGCAAUGGGAAAGUAGAGCGCACGAAUCGGACUCUCAGAGGUUUGAUCCAAUAUUUCGUUAACGGUUGCCCUGGUUCCUCUUGGGAUGUCGCUCUCCCACAUUGCCUUCUUGCCUACCGUUCCGCCAAGCACUCGUCAACGGGUCAUACGCCGUUUGCCCUUUUGUACUGCUGCGAAGUCCGUCUUCCCCUGGACACUUUCAGUCCCCUCCCACUUCCGUCCCCCAAGUUUCCCCACGAGUUUUUCCGAAACCUUAGAGCUAACCUAUCUCGUACACAUGAGCUUGCUCGCACCUAUCUAUCCACGGCCCAUCAGCGACAAAAAGAGUACUAUGAUCGCCGUGCGAACCGUGCACUCUACCCACCCGGCGAUAAAGCAUUUUGGUUUAAGGAUAGGUUGCCCACUGGGUCAGCCGACAAGUUCUCCACGCAUUGGAUAGGGCCUUUCGUUGUUGCACAAGUCCCUUCAGAGGCCCAUUUUAUCCUCAGGGCCUCUGAUGAUCCAGAGGGUCCCACCUUUGCGGCUCACUUCAACAAGCUCAAACCAUACCCCUCAGAUGAUAGCUCUUGCGGCCCUGUCUCUUCGAAGUUAUCUUCAGUCCCCUCUGCGGAGCUGCCGAACCUUCCCACGGAUCCCUCUUGA